AUAAGAUCAACCGUUGCACGGCUACAGACACUGCCAGCCACGUCCUGCCUCUGAAAAAUAAAAAAUAUUGUGCAUUUCCUUUUUUUUUUUUUUUAGCUUUUAAACGUUCGUUCCGUCAUCGAUCUUUUUUGGUACAUCGAGCUCUGUUGAAUUAGUUUUUCAUAAGCAUAUAAGAAGACUUUGAUGGGAAGGAUGAAAAUCAUGUCUUCGCCCGAACAGGAGAGGAGAUGUGGCGUUCAGCUGCUGAGCGCGCUGCUGCUGAUGAUGCUCUCGCUCUCUGGUUGUUCAAGCAUGGAUGUGAUAGUGCCCAGUUACAUCAAUGCACUCAAUGGAACAACUGUCAUAAUCCCCUGUACCUUCACUUCCUGCUAUAAAAUUGACCUCACAAAGUUUGCUAUGAAUUGGACGUAUCAAGAGAGCCUGAACAGCACAGAGGAGAAGUUCAUGACUUAUGAUAAGAAAAAAGGAAUGCAACCAGUGCCGUUGAACCGCUUCGGAGAUAGGGUGGAGUUUUCUGGGACCUUGGAUAAAAACGACUUAUCAAUCAAGCUAACGGAUGUUCAACUGGAGGAUGAGGGGAUUUACAAUUGUUACGUGAGGAACCCUCCGGAUCGCAUCCAAGGACAUGGUGUCAUUAAAUUCAGUGUGGUCACAGAACUUCCCCCUCCAAGAGAUUCAACCAUUGCUGUUGCUAUUGGGGCAUCAGUGGGAGGAGCUUUGGCUCUUCUGAUCCUCUCAAUGGUGGUUGUGAAAUGUCUUCGUCGACAUCGAAAGCAAGAACUGAUUUCAGAGGAAAAGAUGGAGGAGGAGGGAAAGCUCGAGCCUGAAGCUGUUGCAGAAGAGGGAACAAAAUUACCAUAGUAACCUAAACCAGCAUCUAUGGAUCAUCAUCUCCAUCCAUGAAAUGUGCACCCCCUCCUUCAGAUGCUAUAGUAUCCACUGCGCAAAUCAUCACUGACCAAAUGGGUCC
Cyprinodon tularosa is the source of this 970-nucleotide messenger RNA. It is a transcript of the gene scn2b, whose product is annotated as sodium channel, voltage-gated, type II, beta. NCBI's taxonomy places the organism in Eukaryota, Metazoa, Chordata, Actinopteri, Cyprinodontiformes, Cyprinodontidae. The transcript is spliced from 6 exons. Gene Ontology annotation, cellular component: membrane. The record is from RefSeq and is a predicted model, not a curated record. Bases 184 to 861 code for a protein of 225 amino acids.